Aspergillus aculeatus ATCC 16872 is the source of this 1590-nucleotide messenger RNA. RefSeq lists its product as uncharacterized. The record is from RefSeq and is a predicted model, not a curated record. The coding region runs from base 67 to 1494 and encodes 475 amino acids. Lineage: Eukaryota; Fungi; Ascomycota; Eurotiomycetes; Eurotiales; Aspergillaceae. The transcript is spliced from 4 exons.
GUGAGAACAUCUGGAAAUCAAAUGUCAUGGUGCCAUGGUGAUGGCGUUUAGAACCGGUCGCCAUCCAUGGAGCGGGGAUUCACUACCUAUGAUCUCACGGUUGCCGCUCUGGGAGGUGCCGGGGAAUUCCUGGCGUACUACUCGAGGUUGGGGCCUUUGGUACCCACCCUUGUUCCUUGCUGGGAGUCCCAGUCCCUCGGGUACUUCUAUGAUCAGUAUGUCCUUCACGCCCAAAGGUCUCCUUGUGAAGGUCACCUUGCAUUUCUUCCAGACUUGUUCCGUGAGAAAGGCGAUGACCCUUGCUUGAAGCAUGCCGUGCUUAGCGUGUCCUAUCUUUCCUUGCACAACGUCUCCAGACGUGGAGAGCUGCAUGCCAAUGCUCGACGGCACUAUGGACUGGCUUUAAACUCACUGAGCACUGCACUCAGCAUUGAAGGGGCUUAUUUGAAGGAUGAAGUGUUCGCAGCGGCACUUUUCUUGAGUAUGUUUCUUGACAUAAGUGGUGAUCACAGCGACGUCGCAAACCCUCACAUACCAGGCAUCUACUCCCUCAUGCAGCUGCGCGGGAGGCCUCCUCGGAGUAGCAAAUAUGGCCGAGUCCUCUUUGGCUGGGCUUUCACCCAGACCCAAAUCCAAGCCAUAGCCAACAACCAAUACCAGUAUGCCUCUCUGCCCUCGUCGAUCAAUAUGAUCUACGAGCCGGACUUCAUCUAUCGUUCAGGAAUCAUCACGGGAAAGAUAUCUGAGUUCUGUAAUUCCGUCCAACGAGCACGAGAAACCUUGGCUCACAGCUCGAAACCUGCCAAAUCAUUCCGCUCAAUUCUGUGGCGCGCCCGCUGCGUCCUCGACGAGAUCGACACCUGGAACGAACGAAUCCCCAGCCAUUGGAAACGCCAAUACCUCGACACAACUCUCGAGGACAGUCCUCCCGAGGAGCCACAGACCCCUCGCGACCCCUGGACGACUUGCUUCCUCGCCGUCGUGCAAGCCACCCAGAUCGUCUUCUACCUUCAGGUCAUAGCAUGCUGCGACGCGCUCGACGAUCUGGAAGACACAAAAACGCCUGAAACCUCACCACACCCUCCCCGACACGACCCGUACGGUAGCGACGACGACUCAUCCGAUGAAGGCCCACAUAGUCCCACAUCUCUCUACGACAUCGACUUCGAAGAUCGCAUCGAGGACCUGACGGAUCUGAUCUGUUUCACCGUAACUACAAUCCUCGGCCGAAUCAACGAAGCCACGGGCGCGUUCCAACUCCACGCGCAUAGCAAGCUGGGUAAUAGCUCGACAUUAUUGUGGCCAAUGUGGCUGGUGGCCAAUUCAUCUUUUUCCACAGCAGAGCAGGUCUCUCUGUGUCGAAAGGGGUUGGAGUGCAUUGGGUCGACCAUGGGGUACCGCCUCGCGUCCGUGCUAAGUAGGAAUGCAUGCCCACUUUCGCCGAUUGGAAUGCCUCCACAGAGCGCGAGCUUGCUUUGUUUACCGAGCCAGUGAUCCACGCAAUAUCUGAGACUCUGGCCACCAUGUAUAUACACUAAUGUUACGACACGCGCUAUGAGCCAUGGAACAUGAACACUUUCUCUAAUGCAA